AUGAAAGCUGAGUUUUAGUAGUAGUAUUUAAAGCCUAUAACUCUAAAGCAAUAAGGGGGUUAAUAAAAUAAAUAAUCUAGAUCAAGAGGUAUUUGCCGAAAUGUCGAUAAAGCUGAGUUGAAGAGAAUUAAAACUGAAGAAUCAGAUGUUUAUCCUUCUUCUGACUAGAUCUUGCUUUAAAGGGAAGAAUAUGGAGAUAAAAAUAUAUCUAAGGGAAAGCAGAAAUUUAUGAAAGAUGAAGUAAUAUCUGGAGAUUAGGAUAAGUAACAUAAUCAUAAUAACAAUAAUAUCAAUGAAAAUACUUAAGUUUAAUCUUAGGAAGAUAAUGUUCAAGCUUAAAAAAAAAUAGUUUAGAAUUAGUAAUAACAGCAGUAAAAACAGUAUCAAGAAUUUUGGUAUGAGUAAUCAAAGAAGGGAAAGUAUAUAGAUUAGCUUCCUGUUAUUAACAACUAGAAUUAAGGUCUGCCUUAAGUUGGAAAUUUUAGAUCACCUUAAAAUUCUUCUAAUUUAGGAUAAUACAUGGUAACAAAUAACUAAAAAUUAAGGAAUUUUAGUGCAGCUUCUAAGGAACCUAUAAAAACUCCUCAUAUUAAGCAGCCGCCUACUUCAACGACUAGCAAAAGUAACAAAAAAAAUAACUUUUAAAUAAGAGAUGAUCAAAAUAGCACAACAGUAAAUAAUUAAAAUUAAAUUAGUGGUGAAUGCAAUAAUUCUGAGUUAGUUGAUAUUCGCUCUUAUUCACCAAGUGGUGGUAAUAUAGGUAAGACAAUCUUGAGGAGUUAUACACUUGAAAGAGGGAAUUAACUGAAUGAAGAAUUAAAGGUAGAUAAAAAUAUGCUACCAAUAGAUGAAUAUAGAAGAAAUAGUUCAACGAUUUAAAGAGUUCUAAAUAGAUCUUAAACUAGAACACCCAAUAAAAAUCAUUAACCUAUCUCUCUUUAGCAUUAAAAUUUAAAUUCUGAGCUAAAUAAUAUUUAACCACCUCAAAUAAAAUAAAAUUAAAAUCACUUACAAUAGAUGAGGAACUUAUAAAAUAGUUAAAUUACUCAGCAAUAAUAUAAUAAUGACAUGUAUAAUUUUUACUACAACUAAGACUCUAAAAAUCCUUUAAAUAGCAAAAAAAAUUCACAAAAGAAUAAUAUAUUAAUAAACACAUCACAUUCAGGUUAAGAAUUAGAUUAAAGCUUUCAGUAAUAAGCAUACGAUAAAUAUCUUUUGUCAAAGCCAAGCAGAGUUAAACAAUCUUAUGCUAGUGCGAAUAAGUUAAAUAGAAAUACACCACUUAAAGAAAAUAAUUUGGAUUUAAAUAACGAUGUUUUAAACAAAAGCGAUAACUGUUUGCUAUCUCCUAUAAAAUUUAGUCCAAAAGAGUAAGGAGAAUAGUAGUUAUCAUAUAUGCCAAAUAUAGUGAACAACUAUGAUACCAACAGGUUAGCUCCGGUGCCUUCUACUACUAAAUAGAUAGCAGUUCCUGCUAAUUUUAAAAAAAAUGGAAAAAUAAAACUAAGAAGUAAGGAGAAUUUAGAUCAUGAUUUUAACAACACAAGUAUGAAUGAAGGUAGAAAUAUUAAAACUGAAGGAUCGGUUAUAGACGGUAUGCCUAUGAUAAGCUAAGUACACAAACAACCAUAUAAAUAUUCUUUAAAUUAAUCUUUGAUGCCUAGCUCAUCCUCAAAAAAAUCCAAUAAAUUAAAUGUCAAAGAAACGUUUUUUGUAAAAUAUAAUAAACUCUAAUCUUAAAGAAAUAUAGAUUAACAGAUAGAAACCCUAAAAAAUUUAAGUGAAAUAAAUUAAUAUGAAGUAGAAUUAGAUAAAUCAAAGCUCCAAGAAAGUAAUAAAAGUUAAGAAAUUAAUACAUAAGACACUGAAAAAGAUAAAACUAAACUAGGCUCAUCUCAUUUUAAUUUUUAUGAAAUCGAUCCAACAAUUCAAAGAGAGGAAUCUAUCAAAUUUCCAUCAAACGAAAAUUUGAAAGACUAGGCUCAAGAGCAGCAACAAUAAAGAAUAUAUCAAGAAAAUAUAGAUUAUAAAACCAACUAAGAAUUUAAUAAAUAAAUUUCAUAGACUGAAAAUACUUAAGCUGAUAUUUAGUAAGCAAGUGAUAAAAAAAUAAUGUCUUAAGUUGAAAAUAUUAGUAUAUAAGAAAAUAGUAGUUUACAAACUCCAUAGAAAUAUCAGAGUAUUUUAGAGCUAAAUUCAGAUAAAACACUUAACAGUUCUCUUACAGAAACUCCAAACAGAUCUCGCCAAAUAACUACCUAUUAAUCAGCCAACAUACAAUCUAACUAAGAUCUAAUUCAGGAAAGUAACAACUAGAAUUAAAAUUUAAACUAAAAUAAUGCUUUAGACACCAAAAAACCUUUACUAAAAGUGAAACUAAACUUAGAAACUCUGUUGUUUAUUGAAGAAAAAAUAUUUUUGAUAUUCGAACAAGUAUAAUUCCAUGAUAACAUUUCAUAUGUCCAUACAUGUAAAGAUUACCUAGAACUAAUCACUACAUGUGAGCAAGAGAGAUUAGAGAGAUUAUUUGGAGAUAAAUAAAUGAGAAAAUUGGUGAAGAAAUGCUUAAUACUUGAAAGACUGACAAUAAACUUAAUUAUCUAUUUAACACUUGAUGGUGCUAAAAAAGAUCACUUCAACUACAACGUAGUCAAUUUGAUGGAAACAAUAAGCUAGAACUAUAUUAUCAUCCUAAAUUUAUUGUGUAAUUAAAUAAAAACACAAGGAAUACCCUAAAAUGAAUGGAUAGCUAAGAUGGAAGAAGUAAUAUAAGCUAGAAGACCUUCCAUUCCUCCUUAAAACUCAGUAUUAUUUUUGUAAAACAACUUUGGCAAAGGGGUUUCAUUGAUAGGUCCAGUAAUUGAAAUCUAUCCUGAUUUAAAGAAAUUGGUAAAUGAUAUUUUUAAAGAUUUAGAAAAGAGCUCUACAUAGGUUUUAAUAACAAAUUUACUUGAAUUCUUUGCAAAAAAGAUAAACAAUUAUGAACUUAAUCGAUAGCUAGCUACUUAGGAAGAAUUUGAAGGACCUUUUCUGCCUCCUGCUAAGAAUGAUAACGUUUAUACACUGGUGUUGGAUUUAGACGAAACUCUCAUACAUUUUGUAGAUACACCUGUCGGAGGUCAUUUCUUGAUGAGACCAUUCUUAGAGAUGUUUUUAAAAGAAAUGAGUAAAAUUUAUGAAAUUGUUAUCUUUACAGUUGGAAUGGAGAAUUAUGCAAAUUGGGUAAUUGACUCAUUUGAUAAAAAUAAAUACAUUUCUCAUAGACUUUACAGACAGCAUGCUUUUUCAAAACAGUAUAACUAUAUAAAAGUAAGAAUGAUCUAAUUUUAGUUACUACCUUAACAAACUUAAUUUUUAUUUUUUAAUUUAAUAUAAAAGGACUUGUCAAAAUUAGGUAGAGACUUAUCAAGAUCUUUGAUCGUUGAUAAUGUUGCUGACAAUUUUAGGCUCUAGCCUGCUAAUGGGAUACACAUUAAGUCUUGGUUUUCUGAUUCAAGCGAUACAGCUCUAAAAGAGUUGAUUCCUGUUCUAAAAGAGUUAAUAAAAUAAAAACCUGCUGAUAUUAGACCGACUUUAAAAUAGUUGAAAAAUAAAUAUACUCCUUAAAGAGUCAAAUAUUUUUUUACUUUACCACCAGUUUGA
Tetrahymena thermophila SB210 is the source of this 3642-nucleotide messenger RNA. RefSeq names its product NLI interacting factor-like phosphatase. The record is from RefSeq and is a predicted model, not a curated record. The transcript is spliced from 9 exons. Gene Ontology annotation, molecular function: phosphoprotein phosphatase activity. NCBI's taxonomy places the organism in Eukaryota, Ciliophora, Oligohymenophorea, Hymenostomatida, Tetrahymenidae.